UCAAUGGCCAAUCUUGCUGCAGCACUUUUUGAGGCAGAACAAUUUGAUGAAGCAGAGGAGCUGGGAAAGCGAAUGUUAGACGAGAGGGUAGAGGUCUUGGGAGACAAUCACCCUGACACGCUCGUGUCUAUGUCCAACCUUGCUACGGUAUAUAAGAGCCGGGGCAGAAGGGAAGAGGCAGGAGAUCUGAUGGUCGAAACAAUCCAAAGACAGAGCAGUCAACUUGGAGAGGAGCACCCCUCUACACUCAUUAGCAAGUUCAACCUGGCCUUGAUACGCCUGGAACAAGGGCAAUGGGAAUUAGCAGAAGAUGCAUUGGUCAGAAUUCUGGGAAAGAUGGAGACCGUGUUGGGGAGGGAGCAUGAAUGUACAGUC
This is a messenger RNA of Thermothelomyces thermophilus ATCC 42464, 375 nucleotides long. RefSeq lists its product as uncharacterized. The annotation marks the transcript as partial. NCBI's taxonomy places the organism in Eukaryota, Fungi, Ascomycota, Sordariomycetes, Sordariales, Chaetomiaceae. The transcript has a single exon. The record is from RefSeq and is a predicted model, not a curated record. Gene Ontology annotation, molecular function: protein binding.